UUUUCAAAAUUUAAAAAAAAAAUUACGAAAUACUUUCAGUUAAAAUAACGAAAAAAAUUCAAACUUUGAUAAUUAUUUGGUUAUAUUGCUCAAAAUUUUUUGUUGCCGAUUUGGAACCAUGGAUAACGUUAAAAUGCCUUUUUUAUCCGAGGAGACGCUCAAAACUCAGCGUGUUGAAGUUUAUCUGAACGAUCUAAAAGAACGACUGAAGGAGUUGCGUGUGCAACAUGAUGAAGUCAUACAAAAUUCAGUGGAUAUCAUAAAAGAGAUUGAUGAAGUCUCCUCCGAGCUAUUGCUGCCACAAAACAGUGGGGCCAGUCCCAACCACAAUGCUGCCAAAAUAAAACAGCUUAUACAAGAGUUCGAAACUGCAAGAGAAUCUAACUCAACAAAGGCACCAAUAUCUAUCGAAAGCAAAGUAGACAUCCGUAAGAUUUUACAAAAUUUUGAAAAACUAAACGAUAGCCACGUACUUAAGGAGAGCCUUGUGCUUUUCAAACGCGCCAAAGAGUCACUCGAGAAAAUCGAUACAUUUCUCGGUACGCACUUGGAACAUGUUAUUACUCAAUCUGCGAAUGUUGACAAACCGAACACUGAGCCCCCAAUAACAAGAAAGAGUACAACAGUUGCGAAGAUCGAUAACACCAAUGACGAGUUAUUGGCUUCACCGAAACCCAGUUUAGAUAUCAUAAACACCAUUGCUAACAAUGGCAGCAGCAACACAGUGGACGGCUAUGAAAAAUUAACUAAUGCAUCUGUCUCAUUCACCAGUCCAUCUAACAUAACGGCCACUGGAACACAAAUGUCCACAAAUAGCAAUUCCAACAUAAAAGAUCGAAUUAAUAUAUUUAAUAAUGCGAAGCUGGCGUAUCGUCUGCCACAUAAGCCAACGGAAUUAUCCUCCUGCUAUGCUUCCUGUUGUAGCAGUGUAACGAGCUUGGAUGUCUAUCAAUCCACAGAAAAUGUUUACCAACAAGAAACGUAUAAAAAUGAGAGCAAUGGAGUUAACGCAUUGGAAAUUGGCUACGAGGGGGACAAUGACGAUAGUGAGUAUGAUUUGUUUGCUCUGAAGCGGAAGAGAAACAAGAUUUCGUCCGCAAAUCAGUAGUGUUAGAAACGCUACUAGUGAUAUGUCCAACCAGUGUUGAGCGUUGUGAAUUAACGUUAUAACUAAUGGAAAAUAACAAAUAUGAAACAUUGCAAAAUGUAUUUAUCAAUACUAGAAAUAAAAGCUCGAAAAAUCCAAAUGUA
Anastrepha obliqua is the source of this 1251-nucleotide messenger RNA. RefSeq lists its product as uncharacterized. The coding region runs from base 119 to 1108 and encodes 329 amino acids. The transcript is spliced from 2 exons. Lineage: Eukaryota; Metazoa; Arthropoda; Insecta; Diptera; Tephritidae. The record is from RefSeq and is a predicted model, not a curated record.